Leptosia nina is the source of this 297-nucleotide messenger RNA. The record is from the annotation of a GenBank genome assembly. Lineage: Eukaryota; Metazoa; Arthropoda; Insecta; Lepidoptera; Pieridae.
AUGUUGCAUCGCUUACAGUAUACCACAGUAAAAUCUGGCUUUGGAAAUGCCGCGAAGAAGAGCUUAAAACUCGCCAUGGCGGGUUAUUGUAACCCAAGUGAUUUAUUGGGACGUGGGGCUGGUAAAGGCGGUGGUGCUGGCGGGUCAGUGAGAGAAUCCGGAGGUGGUUUGGGAGCAUACGGCGCUGCUCAGGAAGAAAUGUUCUUCCAUAACAAACAGAAGGAGCAGAUCGAAGAAUUGAAAAAGAAAUUGAAGAAUGAAGGGAAAGCUAUUGAACAGAAGAAGGAAGAUAAAUAG